GACAUAUUUAAGUGUGCGCUGCUAGACUGGCGCAAUUUGUGCGAAAUAAGCGUCCAGUCUGCACACUGUGCAAGGUGGGUGUGAUUGAAAGCAUAUUUGUCAGCGUGUCGGACAUAUUUGUUAUUUGCAAACCCACGAGCACCGUUUUCAAGAUGGCAGCCCCUGAAGAUAUUCAGGUCAAAGAGCUGGACAAGCGAGCUUCCGGUCAGGCGUUCGAGGUCCUCCUCGGUGCUCCGGCCCCAGACGCUAAGGGAGACUUCCCCUUGGCCCCUCCCAAGAAGAAGGACGUCUCCCUGGAGGAGAUUCAGAGGAAGCUGGACGCCGCUGAGGAAAGACGCAAGAACCAUGAAGCAGAAGUCCUGAAGCAUCUGGCUGAGAAACGUGAGCAUGAAAAGGAAGUUCUCCAGAAAGCCAUGGAAGAGAACAACAACUUCAGCAAGAUGGCUGAGGAGAAACUCCAACAAAAGAUGGAGGCCAACAAAGGCAACCGCACGGCCAUCAUGGCAGCAAUGAAUGAAAAAUUCAAAGAAAAAGACAAAAAAUUGGAAGAGGUGCGGAAAAAUAAGGAAACCAAUCCAACCAACAUGGAUGAAGAUGCUUCAGAAGACUGAACCGCAAACAGGAACCUUUCUUAUCUGGAUUUGUUUUUGGUAAACCGGUAUAUUUGUGUGCACCCUCCACUUGAAGUAGGAAAACGUCCGUUUUGUGAUUAUUUUUUUUUUUUAUAUAUUCUUAAGCUUGAUGUGCUGAUUCCAUGUGGCGAACCACCACCCUCCUGAACACCUUUAGUAACCGAUUAGUCGGAACUUUUGUAUAAAUUCCCACAUUCCGGUAUCCUAACCAAUAAACCUCAAUGUGGGAUAUUCCCGUUAUUUUCCUUUAAGCACAAAUGGAUCCUGAUUCUUAUGGCUUUAACUUGAUUAUUCCUGGUUGUUCUGGAAAAAAAAUGUGCUUCGUUUUGAGUCCUGAUUCUGCUGAUAAAAAAACUUUCUUUACAUGUCAAGCAUGUAUGGCCUUGUCUUAGGAAUGACUCGUGAAAAAAAAAAAAAACAAGAGCAAUACAUACACCCCGGCAUCUGCAUCAGUUCAUUAGCUGUACUCAAACGACGUGAAGGCACCAUUUUUUCCUCGUACUUUAGAUCACACCAAGUGUUAAGUCAAUGUUAACCUGCCGUAUGUAAUCUCUCUCUGUUAACAGCACAGUUUCAACGUUUGAAAUAAACUAUUUGCACUUAU
Molecule: messenger RNA, 1236 nt
Organism: Doryrhamphus excisus (bluestripe pipefish)
Lineage: Eukaryota; Metazoa; Chordata; Actinopteri; Syngnathiformes; Syngnathidae
Gene: stmn1a
Product: stathmin 1a
Biological process (GO): regulation of microtubule polymerization or depolymerization; neuron projection development; microtubule depolymerization
Cellular component (GO): cytoplasm; neuron projection
Molecular function (GO): tubulin binding
Source: RefSeq, a predicted model, not a curated record